Molecule: messenger RNA, 444 nt
Organism: Spirometra erinaceieuropaei
Lineage: Eukaryota; Metazoa; Platyhelminthes; Cestoda; Diphyllobothriidea; Diphyllobothriidae
Source: the annotation of a GenBank genome assembly
AUGGGAAGACCUGGCCCAAGACCGACGGGCAUGAAGGAGGACAGAGAAGACAGGCGCUGUGAUCUACGAAGCCAACUGCAUUGCCGCCGCGAAAAUGAAACACAAAGCAGGCAAGUCCCAGCUGCAUCCACCCCGCAGUGCCAACGUACACCCGCCUCCGACGUGUCCACGUUGUCAACGGACAUUUCGGGCGUCAGUUGGAUUUUUCGGACAACUUCAGAUCGACUGCAGCACUCGGACUGCAUUAACCGUCGUCCGUCCAUCCACAUUUUCCUCGCCCUCUACGCCAUCAACAAAGCGGACCGCCCUCCUGAACCAUCACUUCCAUCCUCCUCCGCCCCAACGCCUGCCGUUGUGGCGCCUGCCACGCACAUCAACGCUACACACAAUCCUGACACGCGAACAAACCCUAACACCACCACCGCCGCCGACAUCAGAGGCUAG